CUCUUUCGAUGGCGAAUGGCAGCUAGCCCGUCUAUAAUCCCGGCCUCUUCUCUAGCCUUCCGGGCCAACCUUGCAAAACUAAUAUCUCCUCUCCGACGCGUCCGUCCACGUGUGCCGUUCUUCCAACUGACCAUCCACCGUCUCCCCACACUUGCCUUGUAUCGCAACCUGCUUCGCUAUGCUCCCGACAACCAUAUUCAAACUCGAAUGCGAUUUCUCUUUCGCAAGAAUCAGCAUUUAACUGGGACAGAGAAGACCAAACGGCAGCUGGAGAAAGGAUACAAGUUUCUCGCAGCAUUCAAACGAGCCCAUGAAGGCGACGAAAAACAACAGCUAAUCCUAUCGCGGUAUUCUCGGCUCCUUGCGGCGAAAGCAGAGAAACACUAUUGGAAGGGCCUUGUCCGCGCCGAAGUAGCCUGGCAGGAGCGUCUCAAAUCGCGUCCCAUACUUACCGGGGGGCUGAUGAAAGCAACAUACUUUAACCCCCCGCUUCCCCGAAUGAAACCUCAGCCCAUGCAAAUAUCAAAAAUCAUCAUGGCCCGGAAGCGCGUUCGAGACCGACGGUGGGCUCUGAGGGAGCAACUCAUCGACCACUCCAACCUCAUUUUCGAAGAACAACGAUUCGAGCAGGGUCUGCUCGGCAUGGGCGAAAACUUCGAGUCUGUCUUCGACACCCAAUGGCAAGCUCCCAUCAAGAAAUCCCUAGACCAGCUGAACACUCUCAAUCGGCGCGACAUACGACGCUCAGAAACCCCCGUCUCGCCUGAACUAGAAGCAACACUCCUGGCUGCUCGGCGCGAAAAAAUCGCCAACAAAACACGGGAAAGAGCGCGUGAGCGGGCCGGAGAGGUCUUGCCGAUAACUCUUGAGAGGCAGCGGGGACGGCCGCCUGGCCAUAUCUUUUCGCGAAUGACCCCAAAGCAGAAACAUAGAGAUAGGGUCCUGCGUGGUGUUGGGGAAGUGGGGUAUGUUGGCAUGAUGAAACAGAGAAUGAACUUCAAGUUGCGAGAUGGUGGGAAGGGGUUGGCACGCGAAAACAGCGUUGAUUUAGAGGGGGAAAGGUUGGAAGCUAUGCAAGGCUUGGAGAAAGCGUUCAAGGUCGAACAACGAAGGAGACAAGGUGAAGAUUACAAGACAGAAUCUCGCUAG
This is a messenger RNA of Mycena indigotica, 1149 nucleotides long. RefSeq lists its product as uncharacterized. The record is from RefSeq and is a predicted model, not a curated record. The coding region runs from base 16 to 1149 and encodes 377 amino acids. The transcript is spliced from 3 exons. NCBI's taxonomy places the organism in Eukaryota, Fungi, Basidiomycota, Agaricomycetes, Agaricales, Mycenaceae.